GUACUUUCAGCAUAGUCGAGCAAGUUCUUUAACGAGUAAAGUAGAACAGUAAGAAUCAAGAUGUUCGUGCAAAAGUUGAUGAUCCUCGUGAUCGUGGUUGUGGCUGCUGUGACGGCUGUAGAAUACGUCCCAAGGGCUCAUUUGGAAGAAUAUGCUGGCAAAUCCCACAACUUGACCAUUGGAUAUAGAAUGCCAGGAGACAGGCUCAUCCUCCAACAAAAUGUCGUAAAGAAAUCUGCAUGGAUGCGAAUUGUAAGCACGACAAUGACCUUCAAUAUCCCAAAAUACAAGCAGAUCACUAUGGUCAGUGCUCAUGAUCGAAAGAACGAUGGUACAGGAGCUUAUUGCAAGCUAACGCGUGGUGGUCCAGGAUAUGGAAACGUAACCCUUAAGUUUGAGAGUCAAAGAAGCCACGGCAUCAACUUCACCGUCUAUGUCUAUGCACGAUGAUAAAAAGGGAGAGAAUAUUGAUACUAAACCUGUAAAAUUGUUUAUAAUGUUAUUAUGACAAUGUUUCAAACAUAAUAUUUCUUUCGUCAAUGUAUCAUCAAAUAUAACGAGUAAAUAAUUUCUCUGUUAAUUAUAUUACAUCAUUGUCAAAAUUAUUUGUUUUGGACCGCGUGAUUGGAAAUGAAAUAAAACAGGGACGGGAACGUGGCUCUGAUUAUCCUAUAAUUUAAAUUGGAAAUAAACACCGAUGUUGCUUUUGA
Messenger RNA from Vespula vulgaris, 710 nucleotides. RefSeq names its product probable salivary secreted peptide. NCBI's taxonomy places the organism in Eukaryota, Metazoa, Arthropoda, Insecta, Hymenoptera, Vespidae. The transcript has a single exon. Bases 61 to 450 code for a protein of 129 amino acids. The record is from RefSeq and is a predicted model, not a curated record.